Molecule: messenger RNA, 487 nt
Organism: Strongylus vulgaris
Lineage: Eukaryota; Metazoa; Nematoda; Chromadorea; Rhabditida; Strongylidae
Source: the annotation of a GenBank genome assembly
CGGUCUAGUGCGCUAUCGCGUCGCUGGACCAAACCUAGCGUUUUUUUCAAACCAUUGUACUUUCUUAUAGCAAUUUUACAAUCCUCCGGAGAAAUACCAGUUGAAACAUCCGCGUCCAGCUAAACCAGAAUCGCUUCGCAUCUACGAAGCUCAUGUGGGCAUCAGCAGCUGGGAAGGAAAGGUGAAUACCUACAGAGCAUUCGCUGAUGAUGUCAUUCCAAGAAUCGCUAGGCAAGGCUAUAACUGCAUCCAGUUGAUGGCUGUGAUGGAGCACGUCUACUAUGCAUCGUUUGGCUAUCAGGUCACCAGUUUCUUUGCUCCGGCCAGUCGCUCCGGUCCACCCGAUGAUGUCAAAUAUUUGGUUGAUAAAGCGCAUGCCUUGGGUAUCAUCAUUCUGCUGGAUGUGGUAAGAGAUUUUUUCGAUUUUGCUCUGUUCGAUUUUAUGAAUUGGAUAUUCAAAAUUUUUCCGCAUAGUUGUUUUUGCUGA